CUGGUUCUCCGGCCGCAGUUCGCAUUUCUCAGUGCCCGCAAGUAGGUUACAUAUUUUUUCUAGCUCUCGCAAAUCAAAAUCAAAAUUAAAUUGAGAGAUUAAAGAACAAAGAACUAAAACGGAGUCAAGUUGCAAAAUUUAAAAUAAAGAUAGACAUAAAAAAAUAUGGAGUACAAACUGAUUAACCCCGAUAAUUACGAGCGAGUAAUUGAUCACCUGCGAAGGAAUUUCUUUGCUGAUGAGCCACUGAAUCGGGCUGCUGGACUUUGUCAGCAGGGUGGUGGCAACAAGGAGCUGGAGCACCACAGUCUGGCCACGCUACAUGAUCAGCUCAGCUUGAUGGCUGUGGAUGAGCGUGAUGGUAGCGAAACCUAUGGACAGAUAGCUGGAGUCAUUCUGAAUGGGGUACUGCAUCCGGGGGACACGGAACAGGCGCUCGACAAGCUACAGUAUAGCUCGGACAUUAACUACAAGAAGAUCUUUGAGCUGCUCUACAGGCACAGUUUGCAAGUGGAUCUAUUUGCCCGCUACGAUGUGGAUCGCAUCUUUGAUGUCCGCAUUCUCUCAGUGGAUUCACGUUAUCGCGGCCAGGGCAUUGCCAAGGAACUGGUAAAACGUGCUGAGCUAGUUGCUCGACAAUCUGGAUACCAUCUACUGAAAGCUGAUGCCACCGGCAUAUUCUCCCAAAAGAUACUUCGCUCCCAAGGCUUUGAACCCUUCUCCGAGCAGCUGUAUGCCAAGUAUACAAACGAAGAGGGUCUAAUAAUAUUACCCGUGGAGGCGCCUCACAUUAAAUUGCAGCUUCUAACCAAACAGCUUAAGUAUGAUAACGAUAAGUAAAGUCAGUCUGCAAUAGCUCAGUAAAAUUAAAAAUAUUUCGCUGUUUGUUUUUGUUUUCAUAAUAUAUAUAUUAUUUAUAUAGUUAUACACAAGAAAUUUUGGAAUGAAAAUUAACAUGAAAUAUUAUUAUCUCAUGCAAGUA
Molecule: messenger RNA, 982 nt
Organism: Drosophila innubila
Lineage: Eukaryota; Metazoa; Arthropoda; Insecta; Diptera; Drosophilidae
Gene: AANATL7
Product: dopamine N-acetyltransferase
Exons: 2
Coding region: 166-840 (224 amino acids)
Molecular function (GO): N-acetyltransferase activity
Source: RefSeq, a predicted model, not a curated record